Messenger RNA from Rhopalosiphum maidis (corn leaf aphid), 348 nucleotides. RefSeq lists its product as uncharacterized. The coding region runs from base 1 to 348 and encodes 115 amino acids. The record is from RefSeq and is a predicted model, not a curated record. NCBI's taxonomy places the organism in Eukaryota, Metazoa, Arthropoda, Insecta, Hemiptera, Aphididae. The transcript is spliced from 3 exons.
AUGUUUCAACCAUUUCGUGGUAAAUGGGUACAAUCUUUGGCAUGUUUUAUAAGUAAAGAUGUAACGACUGAUGGUGCCACAUGGAACCGCAGUAUGUGGUCAAAAUUUGGUAUUUCUAAAGAAAAUAUAAGUUGUGUACACAUGCAUGAUGAAUCCGGAAGAUUAUGGUUCAUAUCUGAUUUCCCACACCUUAUAAAAAACAUGCGAAACUGUAUGGUUAGACAAGAAGAGUUUUGGACCCCAGAUGGAGUUAUUAAACUUAAUCAUUGGGAUGAUGUUAUAACUUCAGAGAAUCAAUCUGUAUAUAAUUUAAAAAUUUACUAUUUACCUAGGGCCUUGUGUAAAUGA